Messenger RNA from Stegodyphus dumicola, 1048 nucleotides. RefSeq names its product laminin subunit alpha (gene LanA). Gene Ontology annotation, molecular function: signaling receptor binding. Lineage: Eukaryota; Metazoa; Arthropoda; Arachnida; Araneae; Eresidae. The record is from RefSeq and is a predicted model, not a curated record. Gene Ontology annotation, biological process: regulation of embryonic development; animal organ morphogenesis; regulation of cell adhesion.
AUGCACGUGUGUUGGAGGAGGCCUGCCCCAGUGGAAAUAUUCCUGACUUUCUUACUGUUCUUACUAGGAACAGUGGGGGGUGAGGUUUUGAAUCCCCCAUAUUUUAACUUGGCGGAAGGGCGAAGAAUAGAAGCAAGUGCAACAUGCGGGGAAGGCGUUGAUGAACCCGAAUUGUACUGUAAAUUGGUCGGAGCCAACACCGAUAGGCAGGACAACCCGAACAUCAACUUAAUCUACGGUCAAGUUUGCGACUUUUGUGACCCAAAUGACCCGAAAAGAGCUUACCCCCCGUCAAACGCAAUUGAUGGCACCGAAAAUCGGUGGCAAAGUCCCCCCCUUUCCAGGGGUAAACAAUACAAUCAAGUGAAUCUGACGAUCCAUUUGGGCCAGGAAUUCCACGUGGCUUACGUUUUUAUCAAAAUGGGCAAUUCGCCGAGGCCAGGUGUUUGGGUCCUAGAACGUUCAACGGAUAAUGGAAAGACCUACACACCGUGGCAAUAUUUUGCUGAUACUCCCAGUGACUGCGUGCAGCAUUUUGGUGAAAAGGCAUUGGAGCCUCUUGUGCGGGAUGAUUCAGUCAUUUGUGAAACAAAAUUUUCGAAAGUAGUCCCAUUAGAAGGUGGAGAGAUUGUUGUUUCACUUUUGAAUGACCGACCUAAUGCUGAUAACUUUUCAUAUUCGACGGUCUUGCAAGAAUGGACAAAAGCGACAGACAUUCGCCUCAGGUUUAUGAGGACGAAAACCUUGUUAGGUCAUCUUAUGUCAGUAGCACGUCAGGAUCCUACAGUCACAAGGAGAGUAAGUAGUAGUUUAAAAUAAACUGAAAAUAAAUGCAUUUUGCAUACAUUUAUAGCAAGUAAUAUCAUGUUGUGUGCAUGUAUGUAUAGGUAUAGUUAAAGAAAUCAUUCCUUAUAUAUAUAUAAUUGCAUAACGAUUUUUUUAAAAACAAAAUAUAAUCAUGCCUAGAUUUUCGCGUAUUAAGCCACUAAAAAACCAUCAAUAAAGACUUAUGAUGAAAUUCAAAUUCUGGUCUUUGUGAAAAAUUGGU